CUCAUCUUCUUGUCAGUCAACCUCUCUCCCUCUCUCUCUCUCGUCUUCCUCCCCCCCCUAUACAACAUACUUGCAUGCAUCCAAGUCCGGACAGACCACUUUUUCAUACUCAUUAACCCUACUUGAUAAAUGAAGGAGUGAAGGAUAUAAAGGCGCAGAGAGAGAGAGAUGCGUAGAGGAAACACAGGAAAGGACUCGGCAAUAGAUGGAGAAUAAAGAGCCUGGCAGGGAUAGGCAGAAACAAAGACCGAGAAGGACAGCCGGAGAGAGGGAGGCGGGAUCCAUCAUUUCAGACUGAUAUGAUGUUGAUUUUACGUUGUUGUGUGUGUGUGUGUCUUGUGGCUUUGACCAUUUAUCAUCAGUAUCGAGGAGCCUCGCGCGAGGCAGUGAUAUCCGAGCCGUGCUUUUUGUUUGUUUGUUUGUUUGUUUAAAAUCCACUGGCCACAACCGAUUUGUUUGUCCAGUCUGUGUUUGUGAUGGUGUGACCAGAGUCACUACCCCAAACUGUGUUGAGAAGAAGAGGGCUGGAGGCAGGCCACACUAGCCCCGCCUCCCCUCAUCCCUCACGUAUAAAGAAGGAAGAGAACGUAGCCCGUUCUCACUCAACGCACUCGCACCGGAGAAUGAGAUCCUUAAAGCACCUGAAACCUCACAGCAGGAGGAGCGUGGAGGAGGCGAGCCGGCGCCUGGGUAGAUGUGAGCCCAAGGUAAUGGCCAGGCUGGUGGACAUAGGCACACAGACAGAUCCAGUAGUCGUGCUGUCCCUGGCCCAGGCUGCCGUGCUAGGUCUCAUCUCCCAGAAUGAAGUGUUCGGCGCUACCAUCGCACCCAACGGCUUCUACACCGGCGAACCCAAAGAGUCCCCCGCACCCCAAGUAGACGGAGUUGACUACGAGUACGCAGACCAGCUCAUCGGAGCCAACGGAGAUUACCUCGGAGACAACUUGGGCGAAGACGGACAGAUGCAACCCAGCUGCAGUCAGAGGAGGUGGCAGCAGGGGCCCCCUCAACAUCCGGACACAAAAAUGGUCGGCCCCGAUCGUCACGGCCUUCAAGGCGGUGACGUGUCCUCUUCCCACGUGAAAGGGGAAGUGGUGAACUCUGGAAUGCCCUCCUGUGUCCACAUGCUUAACAAUUUGGCUCCCAGAGGUGGUUUAGUGCAAGUGGAUCCAGCCACUCUCAGGAGCGCCAACAAGAACUGUGCAGAGUGUGAGCGGGAAGCCACCAGCCAGCCGCAAGCCAACGCGCACGUUCACCCUCCGCCCCCACAGGUCGGUCACCGAGGCGGGGAGCAGGGCCACCGAGGACUGCAAGGCCAGCGCCCCAUGGGGGGCCACGGCCGAGGUGGCAGGGAGGAGGACGAGGAGGUAGACCACCAGGGGAACAACAUGAUGAAGCCCACGCAGCAGGAGGAAGCCAUCAGCAGCUACUUCCAGACCAGCGAAGUGGGCAGCUACGACUCGGCGGAAAUGGGCAUGGCGGGCGAGUACGAAGACAGCAGCCAGAAUAUGAUGUGGACGGACGGGAACGCCGGGGCGCAGCACCAGCAGCCUCCGCACCCCCAGCCUCCCCGCCGGCACGGCGGCCGCAGGGUGGACCGGCUUGACAUCAACAUCCAGAUUGACGAAUCGUACUGCGUGGACGUGGGCGACGGCCUGAAGCGCUGGAAGUGCCGCAUGUGCGACAAGUCGUACACCUCCAAGUACAACCUGGUCACGCACAUCCUGGGCCACAACGGCAUCAAGCCGCACGCCUGUCCCCACUGCGGGAAGCUCUUCAAGCAGCCCAGUCACCUUCAAACCCACCUGCUGACCCACCAAGGCACGCGACCCCACAAGUGCACCGUCUGCAAGAAGGGCUUCACCCAGACCAGCCACCUGAAGCGGCACAUGCUCCAGCACACCGACGUGAAGCCCUACAGCUGCCGCUUCUGCCGCCGCGGCUUCGCCUACCCCAGCGAGCUGCGAGCCCACGAGGUGAAGCACGAGCGCGGCCGCUGCCACGUGUGCUCCCAGUGCGGCAUGGAGUUCCCCACCUACGCGCACCUCAAACGCCACCAGACCAGCCACCAGGGCCCGCACACCUUCCAGUGCACCGAGUGCAACAAGUCGUUCGCCUACCGCAGCCAGCUCCAGAACCACCUGCUGAAGCACCAGAGCCCGAGGCCCUACACCUGCUCCCAGUGCGGCCUGGAGUUUGUGCAGCUCCACCACCUGCGUCAGCACUCGCUCACUCACAAGGGGAUGAAAGGACACAAGUGUGACGUGUGUUCGCGGGAGUUUACCCUGUCCGCCAACCUGAAGAGGCACAUGCUCAUCCACAACAGCGUCAGACCCUUCCAGUGCCACGUCUGCUUUAAGAGCUUCAUCCAGAAACAGACCCUCAAGACCCACAUGAUCGUCCACCUGCCCGUGAAGCCAUUCAAGUGCAAGGUGUGCGGCAAGUCUUUCAACAGAAUGUACAACCUGCUGGGCCACAUGCAUCUCCACGCCGGCAGCAAGCCCUUCAAGUGUCCGUACUGCACCAGCAAGUUCAACCUGAAGGGGAACCUCAGCAGGCACAUGAAGGUCAAGCACGGAAUGGACGUCUCACCGGAAGGACAAGAAGUUCUUCCAGAAAUGGACGGCCAGGGGGAGUAUGAAGGACAGAACUUCGGCUUUACCUCACAAGACAAUAUGGACAAUGGCGGCUCCCAGAACCUCACUAAACUCACGACGGCAAACAUAGAGGACAUGGAGGAGUAUUACAAUUUCGGGAAGGAUACAAGCAGCUACACGACACCGUGAGCGCUGAUCAACCGGAGGACACGCUUUGGGUUUUUCUUUUUUUUUUUUUGAAGGCAGAAGGAAAUUACGCAGUUGUUAUCAAAGCUUUGGGGGACACCGGGAACGAGGAUUUCAUUUGGGUACGGCCUCCUUUCCAGAAGAGGCCGAACUGAAGGGCCUCUGACAGGAGGUCAGCAAGGAGACGCACUUCACAGGAGACGAUGCGACUGUGACGGCAGAGGACGCUGGUCCGCAGCUCCUGGUUUCUGGGGAUCACUACGCUGAGCGACUCAAAGACUCAUGCUGGCGGACAGUGGAAGUUGUCUGUUGUGUGUACGUAUCACUUAUUUGAGGAAAAAAAACAAAAGAAAAGAAAAAAAGUUUCAGAGCCAUCAGUUACAUUCGACCAUUUUGCCAGUUUUGUCAUUCACAGCCAACGUAUGACCUUUUAUAUUUUUGUCUGAAAGUGCCAGCUGGAAACAUCCGCAACUAAGCUUCCUCGACGCAGGCUCUUUGCUCACUGAAUAUAGAACUUUUUGAUACAUAGUCACAACAUAUUCAUAGGUUUGAAUGCUCUUACUAAAAGGUUCCUUAUUGUAGUCACCCAUUCCUUCCCAGCCCUCAGUGUUGAACAGGUGGCCCCUUUUCCAUGCGUGCAUGCUUUCUGCACAGGACACUGUAGCUUUCGUCUUACCACCCAAAGCGGCUCCUGCGCCGCGUCAGCUGAUGCCCGAGUACGAUGUGAGCACACGUCGCUGUGCAGGCGAUUGGGUUCUGUAACAGACAGCGCCCUUUUUUGACUCACAUGGUUUAGCUUAACAUGGAUAAUCUCUCCCGUGUGGCGAAUGCACGGCUUCAAACUACCGAGUGAACAACCUCAAGCCCUUUUUCAUCAAGACCGGCAAAAACAGUGAACUCAUUUUACUUAAGGAGAAAAGCGGUGGGAAAUAAGACAAUACGAUUCUCCAAACCCCCUUAACGGCAAUAUUAUUAAACACAAACAGAUGUGCUUUCUUAGUAGUUUUUUUUUUGUUGUAAACUGCAGUUUCCUCAAUGCGGAUAUUUCACGGUGUCAUUGAAUUGAAUUGAAGAAUGAGCAGAUUAUGAGGAGAAUCAGCAGUAUGCGUUUUCUCUUGUUUGUAGUUUCAGCACUCUUCAAUUCGGGCCGGUUUUCACUUCACUUUCAAUUCACUUCAGAAACGUAUUUCCCCACUCAAACAAAACACAGCGGGUGUCAAAUCCCGUCGGUAGAUUGGAGAUAAGAAAAAGCUUCUUGGGAGCUCCGGAUUGCAUUUUGUGUGGCUUGAAUUGAAAGUGGACUGACACUAGUUCUGUUACUCAUCAUGUUGUUUUGGGGAAGACGCUCAGCUCCCCCUGUCCUGCCAUGCAGGUCAGCCCUGAUAUGCACACUAAACCGGAGGGACACUCUACUAGUUCUUCUUUUCAGAUGAGGAAUAUCAAACUGAGACCUCAUGGAAGUUUACCAUGAAUUAUUUAAUAAAGGUUCUCUAGUUUAAUGAUG
Messenger RNA from Gasterosteus aculeatus aculeatus (three-spined stickleback), 4287 nucleotides. It is a transcript of the gene znf710b, whose product is annotated as zinc finger protein 710b. Gene Ontology annotation, cellular component: nucleus. Lineage: Eukaryota; Metazoa; Chordata; Actinopteri; Perciformes; Gasterosteidae. Gene Ontology annotation, biological process: regulation of gene expression. The record is from RefSeq and is a predicted model, not a curated record.